This is a messenger RNA of Anthostomella pinea, 948 nucleotides long. The record is from the annotation of a GenBank genome assembly. NCBI's taxonomy places the organism in Eukaryota, Fungi, Ascomycota, Sordariomycetes, Xylariales, Xylariaceae.
AUGUUCUCCUCCAAGAUGCUGGCCACUGUUGGCCUCGUCGCGUCCGCUGCCCUCGCUGCGAGCCGGCCCUCGGGUUACUACGGAGAGGAUCCUCUCCACGGAUCAAGCAGCAUCGAGGCCGCCAGCGCAACUGUCACCCUGACCGCGACCGUUACGGACACCGUCACUGCGUACCUGUCCGUGUGCACCGACGCCUCGUCUUCGCUGACCACCACGAGCGGCACCACGACAACCGUCCUCACCACCACCCAACCGAUCACUGUCACGGCUCACCCGACGGUCACGCCCAUCGCGUCUGUCUCUGAGGAGUCCGAUUCCACCGUCACCGGCACCUCGACCGUGACGGUCACUCCUCUGGUGACCACCACCCUGACCUCCACCCUGAUUACCCUCACCUCCACCAGGACCGGCGUCGAUGGAGCUACUACUGCUGCCACUACUGUCGUACUCUCGACCAUCACGGUGACUGUCCCGAUCACCAAGAGCACCCAAGCCGUCAACGCCACCGGCAUCCCCGCGUCGUUGACCUUGACGUCGACCGUGCCGCAGAUCACCAGUACCACCAGUCUCACCACCUUCCUGAGUGCCAGCAUGAGCCUGAAUGCUACUACCUCCUCGCUCGUCGGCGGCAACAGCACCACUGAGUCCUCAUGCGACUCAACCUCGGUCGACCACUCGAUGACCUCGACGACCGUCACCAGCCCCCGCCUGACGUUCACGAGCACCUUCACGCAGUCUCGGCCCGCCACCAGCACCGGCAAGACCACCACCGCCGUCUCAGGUGUCAACGGCACGGCCUCGACCUCAGCCGGCGUCAACGGCACGGCCUCGGCCGGGUCUCCCUACGCCACCGUCAGCGGCUCCGAGACCCUCAAGCAAGCUAUGGACCUGCGAUUCCUUGUCAGCGCUCUGGCUCUGGCCCCCCUGGUCCUGGCUUUCGUCAUCUAA